CAACUGGGGGCGCCCCAGAGGACGAUGAGAGAUAAGGACUGAGGGCCAGGAAGGGGAAGCGAGCCCGCCGAGAGGUGGCGGGGGCUGCUCACGCCAAGGGCCACAGCGGCCGCGCUCCGGCCUCGCUCCGCCGCUCCACGCCUCGCGGGGCCCGCGGGGCCAGCCCGGCCGGGCGGGGAUGCUGGGGCGGAGGGCGCAGUGGCUGUGCUGGUGGUGGGGGCUGCUGUGCAGCUGCUGCGGGCCCCCGCCGCUGCGGCCGCCCCUGCCAGCCGCCGCCGCUGCCGCGGGCGGGGGGGCACUGCUGGGGGACGGCGGGAGCCCGGGCCACGCGGAGCAGCCGCCGCCGCCGCCGCCGCCGCAGUCCUCCUCCUCCGGGUUCCUCUACCGGCGGCUCAAGACGCACGAGAAGCGCGAGAUGCAGAAGGAGAUCCUCUCGGUGCUGGGGCUCCCGCACCGGCCCCGGCCCCUGCACGGCCUCCAGCAGCCGCAGCCCGCUGCGCUCCCGCAGCAGCAGCCUCGCGGGGAGCCCCCUCCCGGGCGGCUAAAAUCUGCGCCCCUCUUCAUGCUGGAUCUGUACAACGCCCUGGCCGCCGACGACGACGAGGACUGGGCGUCGGAUGAGGAGAGGCGGCAGCACGGGCCCCGCGGAGGGGUCGGCUCGUCCCAGCCCCGGCAGCCGCCCCCCGGCGCGGCGCCCCGGGUCAACAGCAAGAGCCUCCUGGCCGCGGGACCCGGCGGUGGCGCGUCCCCACUGACCAGCGCGCAGGACAGCGCCUUCCUCAACGACGCGGACAUGGUCAUGAGCUUUGUGAACCUGGUGGAGUACGAGAAGGAGUUCUCCCCUGGCCAGCGACACCACAAAGAGUUCAAGUUCAACUUAUCCCAGAUUCCUGAGGGUGAGGCGGUGACGGCUGCAGAGUUCCGAAUCUACAAGGACUGUGUUGUGGGGAGUUUUAAAAACCAAACUUUUCUUAUCAGCAUUUAUCAAGUCUUGCAGGAGCGUCCACACAGAGACUCUGACCUAUUUUUGUUGGACACCCGCAUGGUGUGGGCCUCAGAAGAAGGCUGGUUGGAAUUUGACAUCACAGCCACUAGCAAUCUGUGGGUUGUGACCCCGCAGCACAACAUGGGGCUUCAGCUGAGCGUGGUGACUCGGGAUGGACUCACCGUCAACCCUCGAGCGGCAGGCCUGGUGGGCAGAGACGGCCCUUACGACAAGCAGCCCUUCAUGGUGGCCUUCUUCAAGGUCAGCGAGGUCCACGUGCGCACCACCAGGUCGGCCCCCGGGCGGCGCCGACAGCAGAACCGCAACCGCUCCACCCAGUCCCAGGACGUGUCGCGGGGCUCCAGCGCUUCUGAUUACAACAGCAGUGAGUUGAAAACGGCCUGCAGGAAGCAUGAGCUUUAUGUGAGCUUCCAGGACCUGGGCUGGCAGGACUGGAUCAUCGCACCCAAGGGCUACGCCGCCAACUACUGUGAUGGAGAAUGCUCCUUCCCACUCAACGCGCACAUGAAUGCAACGAACCACGCAAUCGUGCAGACGCUGGUUCACCUUAUGAAUCCUGAGUAUGUCCCCAAACCAUGCUGCGCGCCAACCAAACUAAACGCCAUCUCAGUUCUUUACUUUGAUGACAACUCGAAUGUCAUCUUGAAAAAAUACAGGAAUAUGGUUGUCAGAGCUUGUGGAUGCCACUAA
Molecule: messenger RNA, 1696 nt
Organism: Odobenus rosmarus divergens (Pacific walrus)
Lineage: Eukaryota; Metazoa; Chordata; Mammalia; Carnivora; Odobenidae
Gene: BMP6
Product: bone morphogenetic protein 6
Exons: 7
Coding region: 179-1696 (505 amino acids)
Biological process (GO): SMAD protein signal transduction
Cellular component (GO): extracellular region
Molecular function (GO): cytokine activity; growth factor activity
Source: RefSeq, a predicted model, not a curated record